AUGGUAUCAUCCCCUACUACUCUCUUCCCCCCUUUCUCCUCCAAUACCAAUAACCCUAAUAACACAGACACUAACACUGACACUCACUUUCCAAUCACUACUUCCCUCGACCCUUUCCCUAUCGUCUCCCUUCCCCAAAUCCACCACACCCCUGCCACCCACGACGACACCUUCCAAAUCACCCCCGACUCUGAAGGAGAAGUCGGUGAUCCCGGCCCCGUCGACAACACCUUUCGUUUCCGUCAGCCCGCCUCAACUCCAGCAUCGAAAUCUACCGUCGAAUCGAUCCCCACCGUCAAAAUCACGAGCUCAUUGUUGGCUGCCGAUAUUCUCCUCUGUCCGGUCUGCAAGGACGAGUUCGUUGUCGGUGUCGAGGCUAAGCAGUUGCCUUGCAAGCACCUUUACCAUUGUGAUUGCAUCCUGCCAUGGUUGUCGCAGCACAAUUCUUGCCCCGUUUGUCGCUUUCACCUCCCCACAGAUGAGCCCGAGCAGCCCAACCGCAGCAUAUUUAAUCGAGGGUCUAGGGUUCAAGUGAGGUUUAGGAAUUUGAUGGUGGCUGAGGCUUUCUUGCGGAAUGCGCAUAAUAUUGAUGGGAGGCACAGGUCUGUGUUUCCGGUGAGGUCAACUGCUGCUACUGCGGACUCACCUCAGAUGGCACAAGCUGAGACCAGCUCCGAGGGACCUGCGAAUAGUGGUGAGACUGUUUCCAGCUGGCCGAUUGAGGGAGGAAGUAGGACCCUUCUGAGUGCUAGUAGUGGUGGCGUGGGCGAGAGUACCGCCGGAUUGGAUGAGGAUGGUGAUACUGUAUUGUCUGAAAUUAGGGGUUAUUUGUCUUCCGAUUGAGUGGCUUUUGGGGAUUCUAUUUUUGCAGACGUCAGUCUAUGUAAAAUAAUGUUAGAUGGGAGAUAUUUUGGGUGUUCUACUCUCUGACCUAAGCCAACUUAUCCAAAAAGUGCCUGUGUCCUCAUCCUCCCCGAAAGAAGAAAGAAUUCCUGAUGAUCUCCAAAACUGAGGUAGGAAAAUCCACUGUAAUUACUUAGUUAAAGAAGUAAUCAGAACCGGAAGACCUGCAUACUUCUCGGAUGUAAAUGUGUGUUUCUUGUGCUUUACUUUUUGUUCUUUAAUCUCUUGCCUUAGAUCUUGUUUGUUUUCUUCUCCUCCACCAGUUACAUUUUUAUUUUGGUGAGAUGGAACCCAUUCCUUUGAUAUCUGAGUCUGUGGAAUGUACAUUAAUUUUGCUUCCAUUCUUUGAAAUACUAAGAAAUAGAAGGUGAAGCUUUUUUUUU
Messenger RNA from Telopea speciosissima, 1286 nucleotides. RefSeq names its product E3 ubiquitin-protein ligase RING1-like. Gene Ontology annotation, cellular component: cytoplasm. The transcript is spliced from 3 exons. The coding region runs from base 1 to 843 and encodes 280 amino acids. Gene Ontology annotation, biological process: protein ubiquitination. The record is from RefSeq and is a predicted model, not a curated record. NCBI's taxonomy places the organism in Eukaryota, Viridiplantae, Streptophyta, Magnoliopsida, Proteales, Proteaceae. Gene Ontology annotation, molecular function: ubiquitin protein ligase activity.